This is a messenger RNA of Chiloscyllium plagiosum (whitespotted bambooshark), 5449 nucleotides long. It is a transcript of the gene nlrc3, whose product is annotated as NLR family, CARD domain containing 3. NCBI's taxonomy places the organism in Eukaryota, Metazoa, Chordata, Chondrichthyes, Orectolobiformes, Hemiscylliidae. Gene Ontology annotation, molecular function: protein binding. Gene Ontology annotation, biological process: regulation of apoptotic process. The record is from RefSeq and is a predicted model, not a curated record.
UGGAAGACAAGCUGUUUUGUUUCAUCAAGAAAUUGCAGUAACUGUAAAGAUUUGCCAGGUGUGGUAAAACACCUAAUGAGACAUUCUCUGUAGCCUGAAUGGCUACGGAGUUCUUCUAAAAGAGUAAUUUUGUCGCAUCAAUUUUAAGUAUCAAGAGAAGUGACAGACAAGCCUAUUCAGAAGGGUUCCUCGUGUGGGUCUGUUUGUGGUUUCCUUCUACCUACCAAGAGCUUGUCUGCAGUUUUUUUGAAUACUCAAUAAGAUUUGAAAGGAAAUAAUUCAACGGCUAAAGGGAAAGCUGCUCCGAAAAAUACCAGGUUUUAUUUAAUCUCUCUCGCACUUUGGUCUUAUUUCUGAAACUUCACCCAGUACACAUGAGCAGGAUGGAGAAAGGGUGAUCUGAGAGACAGCUGUGGAUGGUGUUGUGCAGACUGCAAUUUCAAAUCAGUCCCAGAUGUUAUCUUUUAGAGCUGGUGUCAGAAAACAAGCAGAAGUGAAGGAUCAUCAUUGUCCUGAUUGGAACUGGCAACCCAAAGAUUGACAAAUGAUGUCUCUGGGCUUUGGAAAAAGCCCCUUGCACCCUUCAACACUGUAGCUGCUGUGUGAGAUAAUGGAAGGUAUUUGGAUCAACAGAUAUCGGAAGCAACUGGUAAAAUCCAUCAGCGGACCCUUUCUGGAGACUAUAAUCCGUUAUAUGAAGAGACAGGAUUUGAUCAGUGCUGAAGAAGUGAAUCAGAUUCAGGAACUGAGUACCCUGUCAGACAAAGUAAAGACAGUCAUUGAUGUUCUAGCUGGUAAAGGGAACACAGCCUCAGAAUCACUGCAGACCUUUAUAGAAACCACUAACUCGCAGCUGUAUCUUUCCAUUACCAUUUAUGAGCCAAUGGUACAGAAACAUAUCGAGGUUCUACAGAGCAAAUUUGGUAGUGGGAAUGACAUCAGUGCAAUGUGUGAGAAGCCCUUCCUGGAAAGACUGACCAAUCUCUUACUAAUUGAUGGGCUGACGGACAUCCAACAGAAAGAACAUGAUGUGAUGCAAACUGAGGCCACCAGAGGGAUGAAGAACAGCCUGAGACAUACCCCAUUGGAAAGGCUCUUCCUCCCCCUUUCAAAGGUUAACAUCCCGCCACGCAUUUCAGUAACAGUUGGGGUGGCUGGAAUUGGUAAAAGCACUUUGGUGAAACUAUUGUUGUACAAAUGGCUGAAGGGGGAGUUGUACAGAGAUGUAACUUUCAUAUUGCCUUUCAUGUUUCGAGAACUGAACUCCUUUGAAAGAAUAUCUGCCGAAAAGCUGCUCAAGUUGACCUUUCCCCACAUUACUGAAACCAACCACAUCCUGAAUGGGACAGCAAAGGUGGUGCUUAUCUUUGAUGGUCUGGAUGAGUUCAAGUAUCCACUGGAAUUUUCAAACUCCCAGAUAUGCACUGACCCAAAAAAAGACAUCCAGAUUGACAACUUAAUCACCAACAUAAUACGAGGUACCAUCUUUUCCCAGGCAACUGUAUGGAUCACUUCACGCCCAACAGCAGCAAGUCAAAUUCCUGCUGGACUCGUGGACAGAAUGACAGAACUCAGGGGCUUUGGGGAAUUGGAGAUUAAGGACUUCUUGGAAACACUCUUUGAAGAAAGAACAAUGGCAAUGCAGGUCUUUCUGUGUAUAAAGGCCCAUAAAUCACUAUACAUAAUGUGCUCUGUCCCAUCCUUUUGUCUGAUGAUUGGGCUGUCCCUUGCAUACUACCUCAGAAUCAGUAAUGAUGGUGUUAAGACUGGAAAUUUCCCAAGGACAAUGACAGAAAUCUAUACGUAUUUUUUCAAGAUGAUUCUCAAUGGAGACUGGCAGGAAAAGGAACAGGAUGCACUGAAGAUUGAACAAACAUUCAGUAAUAACAAGAAAUUAAUAAUUAACCUAAGUAAGCUGGCAUUUUAUGGGUUAAUCAAACGCAAGUUUGUUUUCUAUGAACAAGACAUGAAGGCAUAUGGCAUCGACCUCACCUCACUACAAGGGAGCUUGUGUACUGGGAUCUUCAGCAAGGAUGACUCCAAUAUCUGUACAGUUUACUACUUUACACACAUAACCAUACAGGAGUAUCUAGCUGCCAUUUAUUAUUAUACAGCAGCCAAAAGGGCCAUAUUUGACCUCUUCACAGACAGUGCUAUGUCUUGGCCCAAAAUAGGGUUCCACAACCAUUUUAAGAAUGCAAUCAGUAAGUCCCUCCAGUCAGAAGAUGGUCAUUUGGAUGUAUUUGUACGAUUUCUUUCUGGGCUGCUCUCGCCAGAAGUGAAUGGAUUGCUGCAGGGCCUGCUCCUGACAAAGGAUGAACAAAACAGCUAUCGGGCAUCAGUGAUGCACCACCUGCAAUGCUGCCUCAACACCGACUACAUCAUCUCCUCGCGAACAGUCAACAUAAUGCAUUGUCUCCAUGAGCUGCAGCACACUGAGAUUGCUAAAGGGGUGGCAGAUGCCCUACGAACAGGGAGUCUGGCUGGGAGGCUGACUCCCAUAAACUGCUCAGCAUUGGCCUAUCUCCUGCAGGUGUCUGAGGAAUGCAUGGAAGAGACCAAUCUUUCCAACUGCCUGAGCUAUAAUAUCUUCAAGAGCUUGCUCCCCCGUCUACUAUACUGCCAUAAUCUCAGGCUGGAAAACAACCAGUUCAACGACAAUGUGAUGGAUCUAUUGGGCAGCUUGUUGAGUGCAAAGGACUGCCAGAUCAAAAAGAUUAGUUUAGCUGAAAACCUAAUUGGCAAUAAAGGAGCUAAAGCAAUUGCUCGGUCACUGAUGGUGAACAGGACUCUGGCUGCAUUAGACCUUAGGAGCAAUUCAAUUGGUCCCAAAGGAGCCAAAGCAUUUGCUGAUGCCUUGAAGAUAAACCAGGGUUUGGUCUCAUUGAAUCUUCAGAAUAAUUUUGUGGCUGAAGAUGGGGCAAAGUUCACCGCAGAAGCUCUUCAUGUGAAUCGCAAACUAACUGUAUUAAACCUUCAAAAGAAUUCUAUUGGCCAUGAAGGUACCAAGCGGAUUGCAAGUGCCUUAAAGCAUAAUGGGAUCUUAAAGGAACUCAUCUUGUCCAGCAACUGUGUGGGUGAUAUUGGAGCUACUGCCAUAGCUGAAGCCUUGAAAGUGAACAGAAGCCUCACAACACUCAACCUCCAGAGUAAUUCCAUAAGUAACAAUGGUGCCACUGCCCUUACUGCAGCUCUCAAACUGAAUGAAGGCCUCAUCAACCUGAACCUUCGAGAAAAUUCCAUUGGUCUUAAUGGUGCAAUGGAAAUUGCGAAUGCACUACGUGUGAACAAGGUGCUUAGAUCCUUGGAUUUAACAGCGAACUUGUUACAUGAUGAGGGAACAGCAGCAAUCGCUUCAGCUAUCCGCGAGAAUCAAACUCUUACAUCUCUGCAUCUUCAGUGGAACUUCAUCAGUUCAGAAGCUGCAAAAGCUUUAGCUCAAGCACUACAGUCCAAUCACAGCAUCACCAGCCUUGACCUUCAGGAAAACAGCAUUGGAGAUGAAGGGAUCAUUGCUCUUUCAGCUGCACUCAAAAAUAACUCCGUGCUGACCUCUUUGUACCUACAGGGGACGUCAGUGAGUGUGAGAGGUGCAAAGGCUUUGGCUGAUGCUUUGCUGGUGAAUAACAGCUUGAUGACUCUGGACCUCCGAGGAAACAUGGUGGGUGUGGCUGGGGCAAAGGCAAUCGCUAAUGGUUUAAAAGUCAAUAACAGUCUCCAGACUCUCAACCUUCAAGAAAAUUUUUUGGGACUUGAUGGAGCAAUGUGCAUUGCAAUUGCUUUGAAAUACAACCGCAGCCUCAGCCACAUCAAUCUCCAGGGCAACAGGAUUGGAGAAUCAGGGGCAAAGGUCAUUGCUGCUGAAAUAAGAAGCAAAUCUCCGCACUGUGUUGUUGAAAUAUGAAAUAAGAAGAGGCCAUGUUGGAAUCCAAGCAAUAUUGACCAGCUCAGAAUACCUCCUUCCUCCCAGAACACAUUCCUUUGUACUCAAAUGCUUUGUACACUUUGAAUUGAUCACUGGACAGGCCAUAAUGUCUCUGAUAGGUGUGAACGGUGUGGUGAUCCCCAAUCUUUACGCUUUCUAGCAGACAUAUGCAGAAGGUGGUGUCCAGCUCCCCCCCCACACACAAAAAAGACACACAAGAUACUGUUGAACAUAAGGAUAUUUCCAUUUAUGGGAGUGGAUAACAUUAUUAAGCGACUACACAUGAAAUAAUUACUUCAAAUUCAAUCAUUGUGAAAAGAUUAACCUAGCACUGUCCCUAAUGCAGACUAUAACAUAUUGUUUUCUAUUUUCACCUGUCUGAAUAAUUUAACUUAUUGGACUGUCCACAUAUGUCACUGGGCACUGUAUGACUGAUACUGCUGCUGUCUGUAGCCCCAUGGCAUCAAAAGCACAGGAACAGUAUUUUAACACCAAAAACCUAGUAGGGUUUCCAUAGACCAAACAGCAGCAUUGUGGCUAAUUAUCAUUCAUAAGUAAAUCACAAGGACUAUUUCAUAUAAUCAGCAGUAGUGUUUAAGACAAGUUAGACCAUAUGAUGAUUUGGAUUAUUCUUGGAUUAAUUUAUAUAGGAAAAAUAGGGAAAACAAUCUAAAAGGGUUCCAUUUUAAAGGUGGGGGGCAUGGAGGAACAGUGGGAACUAGGGGUUUAAUGUGCACAUUAUUCAAUGAAGUAUCAAGAUUCUUGGCUUUAUAGAUAGGGACAUAGGUUAAAAUUAAAAAAGAAGAAAUGAAAAAUCUCUGUGAAACACUGAUUCAGCCCUAACUGAAGUAUUGUAUCCAAUCCUGGGCACCAUACUUUAAGGAAGGAUUUGACAACAUUAGAGAGGGUGCAGAAGCUGAGGCUGUUCUCCUUUUGAGAAGAUUGUAAAGAGAUUUGCUAUUGAGACAUGCAAACUCAUCAGGAGUCUAGACAUGAUAGAAGAAGCUGAUCAUAUUUGUAGAAAAAUCAAGAACCAGAGGAUACAAAUUUAAAUUGAUGGCAAGAAAAAUAACAAGGAAAAGUUUUUUUUACAUGGUGUUAGGAUCAGAAUUCACUGGCUAAUCGUGUGGUAGAGACAGAUUCAGUUGUGGUUUACAAAGGGGAAUCAGAUCAUUAUCUGGAGGGAUAGCAAUGCCAGAGAGAAGGACAAAAGAUGAGGGAAUUGCUCUUGCAGAGAACCAGCAAGGACAUGAGAGUCUGAAUAGCCUUUCUCUUAUGACCAUUCUGUGACUCCAUUGUAAACAGAUAUGUCCUCAUGGACAAGACGCUUGUCUAUAAUCCUCUGGUCAAUAAGAAGUGAGUUUGUGAUUUGGCUUCCACCUUCUUCCAUUAAUUAUUGCAACUUUCUGUAAAACUCAGCAUGACCAGUUAUUGUUUGAUGAGGCUGUGUGGAGUAGUGGUGAAUAGGUAGGAGGAUUGAGUAAGUAAUAGUUCUGUAUGUAUAUAUGUUAUUUACAAUACAAA